UAGGCAAAGCGCUGGUGUCUGCGGAACAACAGAGAAAACAGGAAGCUGACAGAGACACCAAGUGUCAGCACUAGGGUCCAGUUCUACCUUCCUGCCAAAACAGUUCUCUAUAAUAGAGACUCAGGUGGAGUUGUACAGAAAUGAGGAGGUCUUAAGACAUAAUCACGUAAAUGAAAUCUGUUGUGCCGUGGAAUGCAAGAGGAGUUAUAAAAAAUAAGUCCAAAGUAGGAUUAUUUUGACUUGAACACUACAAGGGCUGUAGUGACAAAGGUAGCAGCUGAAAACUGACUCCAAUAGUAAAGUGACUGGCGUAACUAAAGUAACAGAAGAACAACUGUAGGCCCUUUCUCCUGUGAAAUUAAAGAUGUUACAGUCCUUAAUGAGAAAGUUGCUAUACAAACCCAAGAAGUCAGACCCAAGGCCUCUGGCUCAAUUUUACUACAUAGAUGAGGAAUUGGUCCGUGUGACAGCAGAACUGACUUGUGCAGAUAUUCGGAAAGAUCCUCAACAGUAUCUGGUGCUGCUAAGCCAACUCCGUACAAGCCAGGACCGCAUGUUGAGGAUUAUUGAGCAGAUCACUGAAGACUGCAUUCCCAGUGAGAGAGAGAGUCGUGACUAUCUAGUGAAAUUCCCCGACGAGAUUCUUCAGGAAAACAUUGGAGUUCAGCUGUUGUUUGCAGCUGAGUGUAUGUCUGAAAGCUCCUUCAUUGAUGUUCAUGACCCUGAAGCAGAGGCCUUACAACCUCAGGCAAAACAACUGCUUCGCUCACUGCAAACUGUACGGAAACUGCUGAGAGCACAGAGUUUGACGGACCCUGGCGAAUAUAACACUCAGAUCCGAUAUGCACUUAUACAGUUCGACAAGGCAUUUACAGACUUUGAGCUGAGCUACAUUUCUUCAGUUGUUUCUCUGAAGUCCCCUGAGGAGCUGUACAAACAACAGGAAAUUGUGGUACUUUUCUGUGAAACCGUUGCCAGAGCGUUAAAUCUAAGCUAUCUGAGCCAGGAAAUGAUCGAUGGAUAUGAACCCCAGCUGAUGUUUGCUAUUCCUCGUCUAGCUAUGAUUUGUGGAUUACUUAUCUUCCCUGAUGGUCCCCUCAACCUUCAGCAGAGUCCAGAGGAGAUGUCCAAGUUAUUUAGUCCCUUCUUUUCAGUGCUGCAGAAAAUCAGGGAUCUCCUGUAUGUUCUCACAGAAGACGAGCUUUAUAUCCUAGAGAAGAAUCUGUGCUCUGCAGAAUUUGAAGACAACUUCUCCUUGCAGGCUGGUAGUCAAAGUACUACUGUAUCUGCAAAUGUUACCACAGCCUUUUCUUCCCCUAAUGGGAAAGUUCAGACUACAUCAUGUACAACAGUACAUAAUAAAGAAUUUCAGCCUCAGCAAAACAACUGUACUUCUGAGCAGCUGGCCUGCACUAAUGAUGUCAACAAGACCUCCCGCACAUCACCACAUACAGCACUUUCAACCAGUAUGAAGGAACACACUUUUGUAAUAAAUGAAGGAGCUUCACUGACUGAAGGUAGUAUAACCAGCACCAGUGGAAAUGAAGCAAACAAAAAGAAUCAGAAGUUUGAUAUGGACAAAAGUACUUAUUUCAGAAAUACAGAAGACCAUAACUGCACUGAUUUGGAAAUAAUUAAGCGAGCUGUUCAAAUUGCAAGGCGGGUAGCACGACAAGAAAUUCGAUCAAGGUACCGCAGCAGCAGUGAUAUGAUACACAGGCUCUUUGUCUGCAUUUCAGGAGUUGCUGAUCAGUUGCAGACCAAUUUUGCCAGUGAUAUGCGGAGUAUUUUAAAAACUGUUUUUGAAACAAUAUCAUCAAAACCUGAUUGCCAAGAGAAUGAAGAAGUGGAAGAGGAGGAGGAAGAAGAAUGUGAACAAGAUGAAUAUAUGUCAGAGUCUGGUAUACGCCUGGAAGACUGUGCUUUAUGUCAGGAGCUGUAUGCUCAGGCAUCUCAAGCUGGUAACUACAACAGAAGACAACAUGAAGGUCUACCAGAGUGGAUCCCAGACAGUGCCAGUAGUCAUUGCAUGUCCUGCAAAGCAGCUUUCACUUUGCUUCGCAGACGCCACCAUUGUCGUAACUGUGGAAAGAUUUUUUGUUCUCAGUGCUCCAGGCACAUGACUCAUCUUCCUCAGUAUGGUCUGAUGAAACUGGUUCGUGUCUGUACUCACUGUUACACCUUCAUGUCAUACCUCACUCUGAAGAUGCCUCCAGACUUUGAUAUGCUGCAAGGAGCUUUAUUUCCAUCUUUACAGACCUACACUACAAAAAAACAUAAGAGAAAGUCUUAAAUACCCUGUGAAGAAUAUUAAGCGACCAUUCACAUGUGGAACGUGGACAGGGAGAUGUUUUUUUUCUACUCUGUCUUUCAAAUUUAAUAGAUAAUGCUUCCCUAUCUUCUUGCUGUAAUAUAUGUGGAAAGGCUUCUGCUCAUGUCUCUCUCUGUUAUGGAUCCUGUUUUAAAUCAGGAGCAGGAGGGAGGUUGGAGGAGAAUAGAUCAUAAAGAUUAACAGAUGAAUUCAAAAGAUGUUUUUAAUGUGAUCAGCUGGCAAUUGUGUAUUUUUUUCAAUUGAGUGUUGCUAAAAUUUCAUUUUUAAAAACUUUAAGAACAGGGAGAAGUAGUGGUUAUUUUCAGAAUACUCAUAGAAAAAGAGAGGGGCUAAAUUCAGUGGGAGGGAAUCCCAGUUUUCUUUCUAAACAGAUAAUUAAGAUAAGCUGAGAAUAGUAAGUAAUGCAAGCAACACAGCCCUCCAGAGUUAACUGGCUGAGAAGUGAAUUUCAGAUUGCAUAAUUACCUAUGAUCUUAUAAGCGUCAAUAUGGAAUGCAAGUAAGGAGCAGAUUACUUAGCAAGAUUAUUUUUUUUUUAUUUUUAUUUUAUUUUAACAUUUGUUAACUGGGAUGAGUCCGACUUGGUGGGGGCCCUUUUUCAGCGGAGGCCUGGGGAGAAAAUAUCCAUACACAAAAAAUUAAAUAGAAAUGUCCAUAUGCCUGAACAUGUAAAGGAUCAGACCCCUAACAAGUUAACUAGAGAUCACUGUCAUAGCAUAUAGUAAUAGUACCAUUUCUUAUUUCAUUUCAUGGCAACCUUUAGCCCUAUCCAUGAGCAGUUCCAGGCAUCCAGUUACAUUGAUGUUGUGGUUACAUCCAGUAAAUGCAGUGCUCAGUAGUUACAGACCCUCAAUAUGUGCAUCAUAUAUGGUAAACUAUUGUGUAGUUAGGUUCAGUCUGGCUGCAGCCCAUUCACAGGCCAUUGUAUGGUGGCUGACCCACUGUGUUGUUAUGUUUGCAGUAUAAAUACAUGGGCUGUACUAAUUGUCUUACUGAAGAUACAACCCAGUAGGUAGCAGCUAUGCAGUUAGGUUCAUUAUGUUGAGAAUCUUUAGGUAAGCCAUGUUACAGUUAAUUUCCCGAUGUGGGCAUACCAUUUUAGAUGGGACUUUGUGCAGUCGUUCCCUCUACUGUAGACAUAGCACACUCGGUGCACUACUAUACAAUUCUUUAACCAUUAUGGGCACAGCCUAUAAGGUGGACUGAUGUUCAUUUAAAAUUACAAGCAAUGUCACAUAUUUCAGUUCUUAAAAAGUCCCUGUGUACUGUAGGGAAAAGGAAAUCUUAACGUUUUGCCCAAUGAUAUUUUACGGAUGAAAGUAUUAUUAUUAGUGAAGGUCUGUAAUAAACAAACAAUAAACACAUUAUCACACUA
Messenger RNA from Protopterus annectens (West African lungfish), 3706 nucleotides. Its product is annotated as lateral signaling target protein 2 homolog. The record is from RefSeq and is a predicted model, not a curated record. The coding region runs from base 365 to 2293 and encodes 642 amino acids. Lineage: Eukaryota; Metazoa; Chordata; Ceratodontiformes; Protopteridae. Gene Ontology annotation, biological process: negative regulation of epidermal growth factor-activated receptor activity. The transcript is spliced from 13 exons. Gene Ontology annotation, molecular function: metal ion binding. Gene Ontology annotation, cellular component: early endosome membrane.